Messenger RNA from Trypanosoma conorhini, 1242 nucleotides. RefSeq names its product putative dynein heavy chain. NCBI's taxonomy places the organism in Eukaryota, Euglenozoa, Kinetoplastea, Trypanosomatida, Trypanosomatidae. Gene Ontology annotation, biological process: regulation of cyclin-dependent protein serine/threonine kinase activity; regulation of mitotic cell cycle. The record is from RefSeq and is a predicted model, not a curated record. Gene Ontology annotation, cellular component: endomembrane system. The transcript has a single exon. Bases 1 to 1242 code for a protein of 413 amino acids.
AUGGAGCAGCAGGUCGUCGCGGUGCACUACCAGCGGAUGGAGGAGUGGCUGGGGGACCGCAAGGCGGUGCUGGGGAAGCGGCACAAGAAGGAGUUCGCGCGUCUCAUGGAGCUGGCGCCGAGGCUGGUGCAGUGGGUGCGCUACGACAUCCCGGCGCAGCACAAGCAGCAGAAGAGGCUUUCCGCUGCGCUCGAUGACGCCCAUCGGGCCAUCGAGGACGCCGCUAAGGCGCGACAAAAUAUUGAGGAGAGAGAGAAGCGGUUUGUUCAGGAGUACGGUCUCGAGGAAGCACGGGGCGCAGCGGAGGAGGAGCUGGAGUCAGCGGUUGAAGGCAUGGUGGCCGCCAGCACAAUUCUUCUCAACGAGGCGCUUAGGGAAUUUGGGAGGAGCGCCCACCUCGAGGCGUUUCGCGCGGCUUAUGCUCGCGUUGCGCAGAUGCAUUCCAUGGGAAUGCACAGCAGUGACGUCUUUGCGGUGCACUUCCCUUGGUUGGAAAGGGUUUACCAGCAAAAAUCCUGCAAGCCGCCGGCAGAGCCCCAGAGUGGCGAGCAACAACGGCGGCAGCAGGAGGUGGAGAAGGAAGUCGAGGCAACCGCAGGGCCCCACAACAUUGAUUGGGGCGAGUUCGACCCCGCCGAGCCGAUCGACGUUGACGCGGCGGUAGAAAUCAAGUGGGAUGGGGAGACCCUUUCCAUAGCUGCCGAGGGUGCGACGGGUGCCGACCACAGCGGUGGUGGAGAUGGUGGUGCGGCGGAGGAGGGCUGCGAGGAAAACGUGGCGGAUAACGUGGAGGGCGUGACCUUCGUCGACGUCUCCAUCUCCACCCACCGACACAACAUAUUGACUGAGCUGCAGGCUCUACUUUGUUUUGCCUCGGAGCGAGCUUCUAUGGACGAUGAUUCGCUUGUCGACGAUGGUGUGGCAGUGGACUCUCUUGUUAAGCGACUAACAACCUCGACGGAGGCGUCUUUUGUGCGUCUGAAGACAAGUCCUACGCUGCGCCAUUCCUUCAUGGAGGAGUUGCGGCGGUUUCGACGGGGGCUUGCGGCUGCAGAUUUGCGAAAGCACAACAGUCAAGCUAGGGUGCAGCAGCUAGAGGAGGAGCUUGAGCGGCUGGGACCGCAGCUGGAGGCAUUGAUCAGUGACGCCAGGAAGUGUCGUGACGAAUGCCUCGCGGAGCUGAUGAAGAUGUUCCCUGGGCGUACGGUGGCUAUUGUUGGAGACAUCAACAAGUACCUCUAG